AUGGCUACAAUCACAGAGGAACAAAUUAUACAAGCUUCUGAUGCUUUUGUUAACAAAUAUGAAUCUAUAGAUAAUCCUCUAUACGUUGCAUUCAACAGUGAUGUCCAAUAUUUGCCAUUAUGUUUUCAAAUUUUAAAUCAAUGCUGGUCAAUACCAAAUGCUCAAUAUUUUGCUGGGAAUGCAUUAUAUAAUUUGGUAAGGGCAUUCUCGCCGCAGUGGCCAAAUCAAUUUAUCACUGAUUGUAAAGAAAAUAUUUUCAAUUUUUACGGAACGUGCCUUCAAAAUAUCCAAACAAAAUUCGCUCCAUCUACAAAUUUAGCCAUCGACAAAGUCACCGCCGCAUACGCAAUGAUCAUAAAAAUUUCUUUAUCUUCAUUUAACAGUUUACCCUAUGUUGUCAACGAAAUCAACACAAAUCUCGAAAGCGAUAUACCUCAGGCGAUCAACCUGAAGUUUAACAUCUUCAGGCAAUUAAUAGAUAUCUUCUCAAAAGACGCGAAUUUAGCAAUUUUCACACAACUCGAUUUACAAUAUCAUUUCACCUACGAAGUAUUCAUGAUUGCAGUCAUGGUUAUUCGCAACAACCUCUACUGCACUAGAUAUCUCGCAGAUGGUCCAAAAGAUCCAAAAUCUAUCACAAUCAACGACGAAAUCACACAAACAGCAUUAGGACUCAUGGAUCUUGCCUUAGAAGUUCACCUUGUUGAUAUCGCGAAGAAUGCAGUUACAAAAGAUGAAGUUUUGUCAGAAGAAUUGGAUCUGAAGCCAAUUUGGCAAAGCGAAAUCACUAGCGCCGAAAAUUACAAGUUCAUCUUCUCAUUGGCAUUCAAUCCGAUCUUUACAGAAAAAGCGUUUAAGAUUAUUUACAAAUUAGGCUGCGUAAAAAGGGCCAUGUUCACAAGCGAAGAGCUCCAUUACAAUGCCUUCUUAGCCACAAUCACAGCUGCUACUCAAUUUUUGUCUGAUGACGCUUUUGUAAUGAAUAAUCAAGAUUUACUUUUCUUCCUUAUCAAAUUGCUUUAUAAGAUUCGUAUUCGUAUUCUUUCCUUCCCUAAGCUUACCGAAAACAUGGAGGAAUACAAGAAUUUCUUGAUGUUAUUAAAGCAAAGAACAUUACAGUUCAUUGAGAACGGUUUAAUAACUAAACAACCUUACAUGAUGAUGUAUCUCAUGAAGCUCUGGUGUUAUGCUGUCCCAGACAUCUCCGAAUUCAACGAGAUGUUCUUAACUUAUAUUAUCAAUAUCAUUGAACUUCCCGUAAAAAGUGACACCGACCAAAUAGAGGAAAGUUUUGAUGAUUGCAGGUACGAUGAGUGUAUUACUGUUAUUCCUUUAAGAUGCCCUGCGAAUGUGCUCUCAGAUUUCGCAAAAAGUGUAAUUGACCACUUAAUUAAUACUCAAGCUCAAUUUAACCAAGCCCUUCUUUCCGCGAGCGAAGUAGAUGAUUCCUUCCGUCGCUUCGACAUGCAGAUGGCCAUAAUUGUUGGCUUUCUCGCUACAAUUCUCAAGAGACCUUUGCAAACAAUUGAUGAACCACAAAUCCAAGCAUUUUGUGCGAUCAUGAAGACGCUGAUCAACUCAAAGGAGACAUUAGAUGCCUGCUAUCACGCACAACUACCUUAUCUCGAGAGAUCUUUGAUGAUUUUCUGCCAUCAACUCAAAAGAACGAACUUAGCCGACCAAAAGAAGUUUGACAAGGUAUUUGCAGCCAUUACGGAUUGCGAGGCCCACGAUUUGGCCCAAGCCUGCAACAUUUUGAUCGAAAGAAUCACGAUGUCUCUUAUUUCCUUCCCAGAUGAUGAAGUAACCAUCAGAUUAGGCGUCAAUGCCCUCGAUUCCGUCAUUUCCAUCAUCAUUAAGAACAAGAUUAAGGACGCAAUGAACGCUGAGAUACUUUUACAGUCAUUUGUCGAUCAUCCUUUCGAUUUCAUGGUCAAUGUCAAGAAUAAGAGGUCCACGAUCAACGCUUCCAGGAUUCUUACGACAAUUGCUUUAUCAUCUCAACCAGCCACUGAAUAUUUCCAAGGAUUCCUCGACCAGAACUACCAGAUGUUCCUUUCCCAGCUGACAACCGAAGUUUUCAAGGCACUUUUGUACAAUUUCAUCGGUACAUUCCAAGCAUGUACUAAAAAGAACGAUUUCGACACUUUCUUCUACUGGUUAUUCCCUGAGAAACUUGAACAGAUCAUUACAGUCAUUGAUUCCAUCAAUGAUCCCAGUUUACUUUCAGAUUUCUUCAAAUUCCUCUUCUCAACCAUCCAACCACAAGAAAACCAGUAUUCCGCCAAAGACAAGAAGAAAGAUAUCACAGCCAAGAUCUCCUUCCCUCCUCAUUCCUCGAACGGUGUCCAAUUAUUCGCAUUACUCGCUCAAGCACUCAAAAGAGGCUUUUCCAUGCUGAGCGAGUUCUCCAUGGCCGACCAGAAAGAGAUGGAGAACGUAAUGAAGCCGUUCAAGUCAAUGACAAGACUAAUGAGUGAGAUUAUGAAGGCAGAUUACGUAAUGUUCGAUGCAUUCGAUCUUUACGAGGACAAAACAAUUGAUGAACUGUUGGCUUCGUAUUUCAGAUUGUUGAGUAUGAUUGAUAUGACGUCUUUCUUCAAUUUGAAGUGUUUUUCAAUUCUUUUGUCAUUAGUUGACAGUUUGAGCAGCUAUCACAUGGAGAGAGUCAUAAACUGCGAUGCCUGUUUCAUACAGAUGAUGUUUGAUUUCAUUAUACAAGUAUUCAGAGGAAAGGAAUACGAGGGAUUGAUGAAAUCAGCAAUGUCUUCUGCCAAAAACAUCAUUAAGUUCUUCUGUGAUAAUGCUGAGUCUCAUGUUUACGAUGAAGUGCUGAAAUCAAUCGAAAUCAAGUUCAGAAAUGUCGUGAGAUUGCUUUGGCAGUUCCUUCUCAAUGACCACACAACUCUUUGCUACGAUGUCGCACUGAUUUUGAGGCCUGCUUUGGUUCUUUGUCCUCCUUUGCUUCAGGCUCUUCAUGAUGAAUCUGUCCAGUUUAUUCCUGAGGAUUCUCUCGCGUUCUACGACGGAUGUUUCGCAAAAAUUGAGAAUUGCGAGUCAAUCGAGGAUCUAAACAAGGUUCUUCUUGAAUGGCAACUGUUCGCAAAGAAUCUGCAGUUGAACGCAAUUUUACAAUUCGAAGCUUAA
This is a messenger RNA of Trichomonas vaginalis G3, 3147 nucleotides long. RefSeq names its product exportin 4,7-related family. Lineage: Eukaryota; Parabasalia; Trichomonadida; Trichomonadidae. Gene Ontology annotation, molecular function: nuclear export signal receptor activity. Bases 1 to 3147 code for a protein of 1048 amino acids. The transcript has a single exon. Gene Ontology annotation, cellular component: nuclear pore; cytoplasm. Gene Ontology annotation, biological process: protein export from nucleus. The record is from RefSeq and is a predicted model, not a curated record.